This is a messenger RNA of Manis pentadactyla (Chinese pangolin), 3945 nucleotides long. RefSeq names its product discoidin, CUB and LCCL domain containing 1 (gene DCBLD1). The transcript has 15 exons. The record is from RefSeq and is a predicted model, not a curated record. The coding region runs from base 139 to 2253 and encodes 704 amino acids. Lineage: Eukaryota; Metazoa; Chordata; Mammalia; Pholidota; Manidae.
UUCGGUGGCGGGCGGAGGCUGCAACCUGCCCCGGCGCCGCGCUCGGCCGCGGAGGAGGCGGCCCGGCCCGGGUAGCGGCGGCGUCUGCGCGCCCGCCGAGGGGAGGCCGAACCUGCCAAGCUGGCGCCCGGCGGGGCCAUGGUGAUCGGCGCCCGCGGCGGAGGCGCGCUGGCGGGGGCUGCCCGGCGGGGCCUCCUGGCCCUGCUGCUCUUGGUGUCCUCCGCGCCCCGGCUGCGAGCGGAGGAGCUGGGAGAUGGCUGUGGGCAAAUAGUGACCUAUCAGGACAGUGGUACAAUGACAUCCAAGAAUUAUCCAGGGACUUACCCUAAUCACACUGUUUGUGAAAAGACUAUCAAAGUACCGAAGGGGAAGAGAUUGAUUCUGAGGUUAGGAGAUUUGGAUAUUGAAUCCCAGACCUGUGCUUCUGACUACCUUCUCUUCACCAGCAAUUCUGAUCAGUAUGGACCGUAUUGUGGAAGUAUAACUGUUCCCAAAGAACUCUUGCUGAACACAAGUGAAGUAACUGUUCGUUUUGAGAGUGGAUCCCACAUAUCUGGGAGGGGUUUUUUGCUGACCUAUGCCAGCACCGACUAUCCAGAUUUAAUAACAUGUUUGGAGCGAGCUAACCAUUAUUUGAAGACAGAAUACAGUAAAUUCUGUCCAGCUGGUUGUAGAGACAUAGCGGGAGACAUUUCUGGGAAUGUGGUGGAUGGAUAUAGAGAUACCUCUUUAUUGUGCAAAGCUGCCAUCCAUGCGGGAAUAAUUGCAGACGAAGUAGGUGGUCAGAUCAGUGUGCUUCAGAGCAAAGGGAUAAGUCGAUAUGAAGGAAUCCUGGCCAAUGGUGUGCUUUCAAGGGAUGGUUCCCUGUCAGACAAGCGAUUUCUGUUUACCUCCAAUGGUUGCAGCAGAUCCUUGAGCUUGGAACCUGACAGGCAGAUCAGAGCUUCUUCUUCUUGGCAGUGGGUCAGUGAGAUUGGAGAACAAAUUCAGUGGUCUCCCAGCCAUGCCCGGCUUCAGGACCAAGGGCCAUCGUGGGCUUCGGGGGACAGCAGCGACAACCACAAACAGCAAGAGUGGUUAGAGAUAGACUUGAGAGAGAAAAAGAAAAUAACAGGAAUUAGGACCACAGGAUCCACACAGCCAAAUUUCAACUUUUAUGUUAAGAGUUUCGUGAUAAACUUUAAAAACAAUUCCAAGUGGAGAACCUAUAAAGGAAUUGUGAAUAAUGAAGAAAAGGUGUUUCAGGGCAACUCUAAUUUCCGGGAUCCAGUGAGGAACAAUUUCAUCCCUCCCAUAGUGGCCAGAUAUGUGCGGGUUGUGCCCCAGACAUGGCACCACAGGAUAGCCUUGAAAGUGGAGCUUAUUGGCUGCCCGAUUACACGAGGUUAUGAUUCAUUGGGGUGGCGCAAAACAAGUCCAAAUACCAUUGGUUCAACUAAAAGAGAGGAUGAGACAAUCACAGAAUCCAUCCCCUCUGAAGAAGUGCCCACAGGAAUAAACGUCACAACUGUUGUUAUUCCCAUUGUGCUUCUUACCCUGCUUGUUGCUGGAAUGGGAAUCUUUGCAGCCCUUAGAAGGAGGAGAAAGAAAGGAAGUCCUUAUGGAUCAGCUAAGGCUCAAAAAACAGACUGUUGGAAGCAGAUCAAGUAUCCCUUUGCCAGACACCAGUCAGCUGAGUUUACCAUCAGCUAUGACAAUGGAAAAGAGAUGACACAAAACUUAGAUCUCAUCACGAGUGAUAUGGCAGAUUACCAGCAGCCUCUCAUGAUCGGCACCGGGGCCGUCACAAGGAAGGGCUCCACCUUCCGCCCCAUGGACACCGAGGCGGACGAGGCCGGCGCGCUCUACCACUGCCCUCCCGGCGCCGGCCGCCACGAGUACGCGCAGCCGCUGCCCCACGGCGAGCCCGAGUACGCCACGCCCAUCGUGGAGCGGCCCCCGGCCCGCGCGCACGCCUUCCCCGCGCGCAGCGGCUACCGAGUGCCCGGGCCUCGGCCGCCGCGCGAGCACUGCCUCCCCGCCGGCGGCCUCUCCGCGGCCGGGGCCCCGAGCGCGGCCUACCAGAUGCCGCAGAGCCCCGCGUCCGCCGCCGCGGGCUACGACCAGCCCAAGGUCGGCGGCAGCUCGCCCGCAGGCCGCGCAGAUCCCGACUAUCAGAAGCCCCUGGGGAAUCCCGCGACGAGUGACCCUUACUCGCCCCCCAGGGACUGCCCCCGAGCCCUCAACCCGACAGCUAUGACGGCGCUCCUGUGAACACCCGCCCCGCCCCCUCGAGCGGAGCCUCUGCUGGGGCAGCGCCUGCGGCGCGGGAGGCAGGGCAGGGGGACGGGCUCGCGCGCGUGCCUAUGCGCCCGCGUGUGCGCGCGCCUUAGGCCCCUGAGGGAGCGUCCUGGAGACCACCUCCCAUUCUGUUUACAGAAUUGUGCAGCUGGUUUUGUUCUGACCCACAGGGCAAGCGUCUGUUGGUUUUUUGGGCUAGGAAAAUGAGAAUUUUCAGAUGGCAUUUUCAUGUCUCUAACUGUGAUAUUUGAGCUGCUUUGGUGAAAAAAUGUGCAAUCUGUACAGAGUUGUAUUUAACAAGAAUUAAAGUAACUUAAGUUUGCUAUAUCAGAUUUUUGUUCUGCACAGAGGUUAAGCGGGAGAAUGCAGCUGUGGCGAAAACGUCUAUGUUCAUUUUUAAAAUAUAUUUUAUCUGAUAACUGUAUUAGCAUCAGGUCUAUUUAAAUUUAAUCUUGUUACUGUGGCUCAUUUCCUUUCCUUUGAUAACUACAACUAAAAGCAUUGUUAACAUACUUCUGGAAAUUACUUGAACCAUGAAAAGCGCACCGGGGUGGUGGUUAGAAAUUACCAUUGCAGAUUAAAAAACAAAACACAACCGCCUCAGCAGCUGCUGAGUCUGUUCCUUAGACUCCACUUCAGGUGGAGACCGCGGUGGCUGGGCAGGCCUGUGGGGCCCCUCUCUGCCUCCGCCUGAGGGCCCUGGCUCUCUGAGGUCUAUAGGCCUUACUAACCCUUUGUUUGGUCCUCACCUGAGACCUGGAGAUACUGUAUGGCUUUCACCUGCAAAUCCACUUUUCAAACUGCAAAGUCAAAUGCUGAGACUUAACCAUAACCAAAACUGAGCUCCCAGCAAACUGAAUGAAGGUGACACAGCAAUUAGUCUGAAUUACUGUGUCAGAUGCUUUUGUACCUCAGAUUAAAAAUAUUGCCGAGGUCAGACACCCAAGUAAAAAAUAAUUUUUGUGACUUUUCUUCAGAAAUAGCACGUUGUACCUUGAAACAGAAGAAAGUUAUUUAAAGUAUGUGCUUACUUACCAAAGUGACAGAGGCCAAAUCUACAUAGAGCUUUUCAACAAAGAUGGUUGGGAAUUGAACUGAUUUUUGAAGAAACAGUUUCCCCUCAACUAUGUGUCUAUAAUUCAAGAUAAUCCCAGACCUCAGCUGUACCUCAUGUUCAGUGGUUUUUGUCUGAGUUUGCUUUGUGAGUUCACUGUGGGGGAUUUAACCUCUUUUGCCAAAGAGGAAAGUAUGUGUUUCUUUAAUAGAAAAUGUGGACCAAAAAAUCCUUUCCCUAAAAAAUGUAUUAUAAUCCUAUUUGUAUGACUAUGACUUUCUGUGAAACGUGUCAAUGUUAAAAUAGUAGGGAGGGGUGGUGGAAGUUCAGGGCAGACUAGCUGCUGGUUAUUGUAGAGGCUAAACCAUUUACUUUGUGGAGUUUACAUGGUUUGAUACACAUAGUAAUUGUAAUAAACUAUGCCAAGUCAAAGUGCCUGCCUCUCAUCAGCAUCCUGCUUGCUGGGCCACUGAAGGCACUUGAGGCUCAGCCUCCAUAAAAGGACAAGUGGUACUGCAGAAAGAGCAUGAGCUUGGAGUCAGGUCUGGUUCCAGACCCUGACCAGCCCACAACAGCUGAGGGAUCCUGGGCCGGUUAUUUUGGAAAUAUAU